AUCUUCGAUGUUAUAAGUAUAGGUGCGCACCCUCUGAGCUUCUGGUUUCUGAAUGAACGUCGCGCCGACUGGCCGGCCGCCGACAUGAAGUACAAUGCAAUCGCGCUAGUGCUGUGCGCCAGCCUGUGCGCCGCAUACGGGGACCUCGUGCACCUAAAGGCGGCCAAGGCAAAGCUGCUCGGGAGUCUGGCGGACAAGGCCAGGCACCACAAGCGCGGCGUCCUCACCGCGGUGCCGCCUUUUAAGUUAGGAUACGAUAUUCCCCGGGUAUCUCAUUCUGUCGUCAAGCCGCUGGUAGUGACAUACCCUCCGACGGCAGCCGUUGCCACGGUCAAGGUCCCGCUCACCAACCCACUGGUGCCUCGGUAUCCGUUACCCCUCGGUCACAGGGUGCCAGUUCCGCACCCUCAUUACGGCCUCAAGUUCCCCCAUUCGACAAAAUCCGUGGUGGUCUCGAAGCCGGACCAUCAUUUCCAUCAUCAUCAUCAUCACGUGUCCCCGAGGCCGGUGGUGCCAGUGGUGCCUGUGGCACCAGCGCCAGCCCCCGUCCCAGCCCCCGCUCCCGUUCCGGUUCCGGCGCCCGCUCCGUUGCCGGUCCCGGCUGCGCUCCCGGCGGCGCCUUUCGUUCCAGUAGCCCAGCCCACCGCUGCAGUAGGGCACGUGGCGCCCUCCGUUCUGUUUCAGUCGACGCCGGCUCUCUCCUUGCCGUCGGCGCCCGUCGGCCCACCACCGCUUCACGUCCUUCCUCCUAACCACUUUCAUCUAAAACCUUUGCUUCCCGCAGCUGUUCCCAUCCAACCGGCUCCGGCUCUCCCCACACCUUUGUUUCAAUACGCGCACCAAUUCCCAUACGUACUACGACACGGCGGGGCGGUGCAGACUUCGGUAUUUGCCACCUACCCCAGAUAUCCUUUCUUUAAUUACCAGUCUCCGUUGUUACCUAUAGCUCCAGCGGCGACGGGUGUUCAAGGUGUCGGACAAGUAUUGUUAAACAGACCCCAAGUUUUGCUAGAGAGACCUCAAGUUCCCCAGUUCCAGUUGCUGCCUCAGGGCGGCAUAGUGCAACACGCCACGAACGUCGCCGUGGCUCAGACGCCCGCUCUGCUGCACCCUGCGCAACCGGCCCUGCCCACCACCACCUUGCACCUACAGCCGACUGUUCCUCAACCUGCGGUCCACCUGCAGCCCACUCAGCCGUCGACCACUUUGGACCACGAAGGCUGGUCGCCUGUCACUCCACAGGCUCAUGACUUUAGUCCGACUCACACCCCGGAAGCGCAUUCUUCGCAGGCUCAACCCCACCCUCAGUUUACGCAGGAGCAGGGGACUCAAGUGUACGAGCAGCAUACGGGUGAAGGCCAGUACAGUGACCUGCACGACCAGUUGCAGCACCACAUACAGCAGCAACUGGAACAGUCGCAGUACGGGCAGCACCAGCUCCACCAUCAGUACACCACCCCGCAGCUGGGACAAGAGUACGGCGUGCCCAAUCAAGAAUUCCCACACCAAAAUCCUAACUACUCGUACCACGGUCAAGAGUACGCGCCUCACGAUCAACAAUACAUUCCCAAUGACCAGCAAUAUAUUCAAAACGACCAGCACUUUCUUCAACAAGGGCAACAGUUUGGACACUCCGAUCAACAAUUUAUUCAGCAGGAACAGCAAUUUGCUCAGCACGAUCAACAGUAUGGCCAGAAUGAUCAACAAUUUGGACAACACGACCAACAGUUUGGUCAGAACGACCAACAAUUUGGACCACAUGACCAACAAUUCGGGCAACACGACCAACAAUUCGCUCAACACGACCAACAAUUUGGGCAACACGAUCAACAAUACGCGCAACACGACCAGCAAUUCGCGCAACACGACCAGCAAUUCGCGCAACACGACCAGCAAUUCGCGAACCACGACCAGCAAUUCGCGCAACAAGACCAGCAAUUCGCGCAACACGAUCAACAGUUUUCCCAGCAGAGCCACGAGUACGAGGUGGGUCAGCAGCCGGCGGCGGGAUACGGCCUGCCACAGCAGGGGCUAGAGAGCCGCGAUGAUGGGGGCCAACAGUCCAGCCAGCAGUACCAUAACCACAUCCCACUCGGCCUGCAGCCCCCCAUCAACGAGCCCCUCGACCACUUCCGGUAGGCCGGCCUAUGCCGGUAGGUUGAUGUGAUGGCAAUGUGCUUGCUGGCUCUCGCUAGUCGCAUAUCUAGACAUUACAAAUAUAUCACAUCAUGUGUUUAAAUGUUGUUGAUAGGGAUUUUGAUGAAAUAAUUGUUUGCAAAUGUUUGCUCACUCUCAUGUGCCACGUUUUGUGUAAAUAUUGCCUAAUAAUACUAAUUACU
Molecule: messenger RNA, 2339 nt
Organism: Papilio machaon (common yellow swallowtail)
Lineage: Eukaryota; Metazoa; Arthropoda; Insecta; Lepidoptera; Papilionidae
Product: serine/threonine-protein kinase WNK2
Exons: 2
Coding region: 85-2139 (684 amino acids)
Source: RefSeq, a predicted model, not a curated record